Molecule: messenger RNA, 509 nt
Organism: Musca vetustissima
Lineage: Eukaryota; Metazoa; Arthropoda; Insecta; Diptera; Muscidae
Exons: 1
Coding region: 1-507 (168 amino acids)
Source: RefSeq, a predicted model, not a curated record
AUGAAACACACAUCGUUGUUGACAAUCGCAUUGCUCAUGACCUUGGCGGUCCUCAGUGCCAAUGCAGACUUAUUUGAUUGUGAUGAUAAAAUUUUACCAUCACUCUCCGAAAUACCUGGUAUUGGACCGAAAAUAGCCAGCACCGAAGAUACUGGGGACAAGGUUAAGGGUGUCUUCAAGGAUUGGGGCUGUAAAUUCAAGAAAACUGCCAGCGAUUUUGGUGACAGUGUCAAGGAGAAGUCCAAACAGCUGGGUGAAGAUGUUCGUGAUGGUUUCAAAAAACUCACCGAAAAAUCCAAGGAACUGCAUACGAAAAUCGAAGCGAAGUUCCAUGAUUUCAAAGAUCAUUUGAGUAAGGAUUCCGCUGAAUUUGUACCACACAAGGAUAAGAAAUUCGUUUUGGAAAAUGUUGAAAUGAUAAAUCCCGACAAAUUGAAGGCCGAUCAGGAAUGUGGUCAUGGAUUUAUUUUGGAUGUAUUGGGCAAUUGUAAACAAGUGAGAAAAUAAAA